UCUUCACAGUGCUUUCUCUCUCUCUCUCUCUCUCUCUGAAAUGUCUAGGGGAAAAGCACCAGAGAUUGAAGAAAUUGACUAUGAAGUAUUUGCGGAUUUAGAACCACUUGAUCCUAAUCUCCCAUGGGACUGGGAUAUGGCCAGUAAGGCCAAAAAACAAAAACAAGCUAAAGAAAAACAAAUGGGGGCACCACCACCCAUGGUGGAAAAAGAUCCUCCGGAAGAAAGCCAUAGUUAUGUCAGCGCACAGCAGCAGAUGCUGCCCCCACCACCACCACCACCACCACCGGUGCUGGUGGAAGCGGCUGUUGAGACACAGAAAACGCCUGCUGAUGAAGGAUGUGGAGACGAAGUAGUGGUGCGACGUCCCGAUUGGCUGCCACCAGAUUGGUAUGUGAGGGCCCGGAAGAGAAAGAACGGCCAGCAUGCUGGGAGGCUCGAUAAGUAUUUUGAAGAUCCUACUCAGACAUACCAAUUUAGAUCGAAGAAAUAUGUUCUUAAUUUUCUUGAAUGUAAAGAGAUUAUGUCUGAUCGUCAGCGAAAGAAAGAGAAGGAGCACUACAAUGGUAGUGCUGGAGUUCCAGAAUUCAAGCCCCCGAAGGUGAUCGAUUCACUCAUAAUAUUCCCAGAAGACUUUGGCAAAAUAAAGGAAAAGGAUUGAGAAGAAGUCAAAGAAAUUUUCAUUUUCUCUUUCAUUUCAUAUUCAAAACCUUCAAUAAACAAAUACUAGGUCAUGUUGGGAACUGUUUUCUUCUUUGAAUAAUUUGAUAGUGAUGAUUGUAGUAUU
Messenger RNA from Macadamia integrifolia, 787 nucleotides. RefSeq lists its product as uncharacterized. NCBI's taxonomy places the organism in Eukaryota, Viridiplantae, Streptophyta, Magnoliopsida, Proteales, Proteaceae. Bases 41 to 661 code for a protein of 206 amino acids. The transcript has 3 exons. The record is from RefSeq and is a predicted model, not a curated record. Gene Ontology annotation, molecular function: DNA binding.